Molecule: messenger RNA, 3756 nt
Organism: Arachis stenosperma
Lineage: Eukaryota; Viridiplantae; Streptophyta; Magnoliopsida; Fabales; Fabaceae
Product: pentatricopeptide repeat-containing protein At4g13650
Exons: 3
Coding region: 226-3438 (1070 amino acids)
Biological process (GO): RNA modification
Molecular function (GO): protein binding; zinc ion binding; RNA binding
Source: RefSeq, a predicted model, not a curated record
UGGCUCAGUAAGUGCAAGGCCUUAUCAUUAUUGUUUGGUGCCCCAUUGCAUUAAACUUUUUAGCAUAGAGUUUGGAGUGCGAUAUGGAAUGAGAAUUCAGGAUGAGUUUUUUCAUUUCUUUUGGAAGCAUGUUGAAAUUCAAAGUGGUUAGAGCCUUGUGUGGAUUUUGUUAUCAGUGAGGGUGAUGUUUAGAGGAAUUAUUAGAUGCUAACCCACAAAUAAUCUAUGCUUGCUUCCCCCCUCUCUCUCCGUGGGUUCUUCUUCACAUGCCCCAAAUCCUAUUCUUUCCCGAGGAAAUGUAUGCAUCAAUUUUGCCCAAACCCUAUUCCAAAGAACUGUAAGCUACUAAGCGGAGCAGUGAGUUUAGCUGCAUUCAACAACACUGCAGUGAGCUAUGUGAAUGGCUAUAAUGAACUUCCUGAGAGGAAAGGUGAAGAAGCGGGUUCGGAGGGAUUCGACUUCUUGCAUCUCAUGGAAGAACGUGGCCUUCGUGCAAAUUCACAGACCUUUCUGUGGUUGUUAGAAGGAUGUAUUAAUUAUGGAUCAUUUUCUGAUGGUUUGAAGCUUCACGGGAAAAUUCUAAAGAUGGGUUUUUAUUCAGAGCAGGUGUUGUGUGAUCGGCUGAUCGAUUUGUAUCUCAAAUUUGGUGAUUUGAAAGGUGCAGUCAAGGUUUUUGAAGAUAUGCGUGUUAGACCUCUGUCUUGUUGGAAUAAGAUUAUUCAUAGAUUUGUUGUGGAGAAAUUUAAUUGUCACGUUCUAAGUUUGUUUCAGCAAAUGAUGAAGGAAGAGGUGAAGCCUGACGAGAAGACUUUUGCAGGGGUUUUGAGGGCAUGUAGUGCUGAUGUUCCUUUCUAUUAUGUGGAGCAAAUACAUGCCAGGACCAUAACUCAUGGUUAUGAAACCAGUCCAUGGAUAUGUAACCCUCUGAUUGAUUUAUAUUUUAAGAACAACUUUGUAAAUUCUGCUAGGAAGGUUUUUGAUGAUAUACAGAAGAAGGAUAGUGUUUCUUGGGUUGCUAUGAUCUCUGGUUUAUCGCAAUGUGGCUAUGAACAAGAAGCCAUUCGUCUUUUUUGCCAGAUGCAUACAUCAGGAUUCUGCCUUACCCCGUAUAUAUUUUCGAGUGUUCUAAGUGCCUGUACAAAAAUAGGAUUUUUUUAUUUUGGAGAGCAGCUCCAUAGCCUUGCUCUGAAGCAGGGAUUCUCGAAGGAAAUAUAUGUCUGCAAUGCCCUUGUGACGUUGUAUUCUCGAUUGGGGAAUUUGAUAUCUGCGGAACAGAUUUUCAAUACAAUGUUAGAGAGGGAUGGAGUUUCAUAUAAUUCACUCAUCUCAGGUCUAGCUCAACAAGGAUAUGGUGACAGGGCUUUAAAGUUGUUUAAGAAAAUGCAUCUCGAUAGCCUCAAGCCAGACUGUGUCACAGUUGCAAGUCUUUUGAGUGCCUGUGCAUCAGUCAGAGAUAUUCUGAAAGGAAGACAACUCCACUCAUAUGUAAUAAAGGCAGGAAUGUCGUCAGACAUAAUCCUGGAAGGUUCACUUCUUGAUCUUUAUGUUAAAUGCUCGGAUAUAGAAACUGCCCAUGAUUUUUUCCUGACAACAGAAUCAGAAAAUGUGGUGCUGUGGAAUAUGAUGCUCGUGGCUUAUGGUCAGUUAGACAAUCUAACUGAUUCAGCUCAAAUAUUUACACAGAUGCAGAUGGAAGGCAUUGUACCUAAUCAGUUUACAUAUCCAAGUAUUUUGAGGACUUGCACCUCGUUGGGAGCCCUUGAUCUAGGAGAACAGAUUCAUACUCAAGUGCUUAAAACUGGCUUUCAGUUCAAUGUAUAUGUUUCAAGCGUCCUUAUUGACAUGUAUGCUAAACAUGGAGAACUAGUUACUGCCUUGAAAAUCCUUAGGAGAAUAAAAGAGAAAGAUGUUGUUUCAUGGACAGCCAUGAUUGCUGGUUAUGCACAGCAUGGUAUGUUUACUGAAGCUCUUAACCUCUUUGAAGAAAUGCAAGAUCAAGGGAUUCAAUCUGAUAAUAUAGGAUUUGCAAGUGCAAUUAGUGCAUGUGCAGGUAUCCAAGCACUUGAUCAAGGACGGCAGAUUCAUGCACAAUCAUGUGUCUCUGGUUAUUCUGAUGAUCUUUCAAUUGGUAAUGCACUUGUUAGUCUUUAUGCUAGGUGUGGGAAAGUACGAGAAGCAUAUAUUGCUUUCGAUAAAAUAUUUGCCAAAGACAAUAUAUCAUGGAACUCAUUGGUGUCAGGUUUUUCACGAAGUGGAUAUUUCGAAGAAGCACUGAAACUAUUUGCUCAGAUGAAUAAAGCUGGACAGGAAAUCAAUUCAUUCACAUUUGGCUCUGCAGUUAGUGCUGCUGCCAAUGUUACUAAUGUUAAACUAGGGAAGCAGAUUCAUGCCAUGAUUAAAAAAACUGGUUAUGAUUCAGAAAGCGAGGUUUCUAAUGUUUUAAUCACGUUAUAUUCAAAAUGUGGUAGCAUUGAUGAUGCUAAGAGGCAGUUCUUUGAAAUGAAUGAAAAGAAUGAGGUUUCUUGGAAUGCUAUAAUUACAGCUUAUUCUCAACAUGGCAAAGGAUUUGAAGCUCUAAGCCUUUUUGAGGAUAUGAAACAGCUUGGUGUAUUGCCAAAUCAUGUUACCUUCGUUGGAGUUUUAUCUGCAUGUAGCCAUGUGGGUUUGGUGGAUGAGGGAAUUAGCUACUUCAAAUCCAUGAGUGAAGUACACAAUUUAAUUCCAAAGCCUGAACAUUAUGCAUGUAUCGUGGAUCUUCUUGGGCGGUCUGGUCUUUUAAGUCGUGCAAGGAGAUUUAUAGAGGAGAUGCCAAUUCAACCAGAUGCAAUGAUCUGGAGGACCCUUCUAAGUGCAUGUAUUGUUCAUAAGAAUAUUGAUAUUGGAGAGUUUGCUGCAAGACAUCUUCUAGAACUGGAACCCAAAGAUUCAGCAACAUACGUUCUGCUUUCAAAUAUGUACGCGGUGACUGGAAAAUGGGGUUGUAGAGAUCGGACAAGGCGAAUUAUGAAAGAUAGGGGUGUCAAGAAGGAGCCUGGUCGAAGUUGGAUAGAGGUUAACAAUUCAGUUCAUGCAUUUUUUGUUGGUGAUCAGAAACACCCUCGUGCGGAUAUGAUAUACGAGUAUCUCAGAGAUCUGAAUGAACAGGCGGCUCAAAUCGGUUAUGUGCCGCAACACAAUAACCUUUUGAGUGAGGCAGAGCGAGGUGAAAGGGAUCCAACGCAAAUUAUUCACAGUGAAAAACUGGCUAUUGCUUUUGGAUUGCUUAGUUUGUCUAGCUCCACUCCCAUCCGGGUUUUCAAAAACCUACGUGUUUGUGGCGAUUGCCACAGCUGGAUUAAGUAUGUUUCCCUGACAGCAAAUCGUGCUAUCAUUGUUAGAGAUGCUUAUCGCUUUCAUCAUUUUGAAGGUGGUGUUUGUUCGUGUAAAGAUUAUUGGUAAGGAAGAUGGUCAACGAAAUGAACAUUCUGGAUUUUUGUUAUGCAAACUGUUUAUGAAAAGAUUCACAUAAUAAUCUUAGCAUUUCUCCCAAAUCUGUGGUAGUUAACAGGGUAUCCUAUGAGAUGUGUAUGAUCCAAGGCUGUAGGGUGUGAAGGGAAAAGGAUCAUGGAACUAUGGAAACCUAAAAUUAAAUUGCUCCUUAGCGAUUGUAACAGUACACACAGAUGGAUAGUGAUGGAAUAUAAGUAGAGCAAGCUUCAUGCCUUUGUUCAUAUAAAUCAUCUUGUACAAAUUUGUUUGAAGCCAAAUGUGAAUUUC